AUGAGGUGGCCACGAUCGGCGGGGAGGACCUCGAAGGCGGCGAUCUCGAGGCCCUUCGGUCCGGUUCCGGUCCACUUCGAGCAUGCCAGUACUGUACGAGUACCGGGCCCGGUACUCCCGGCCUAUCAGCAUCCACGAUCUCACGGAAUUCCAGAGAAUCGGGCGGACCACGCUCUCCAGCGGCUUGUACUUGCCGGUCACGAUUGCAUUCUGAGGUACAAGGAGUCGGCCGGGAGGAUGUCGUCGGAGGAAGUGCCAAUCUGGGCGGGAAACUGCACAUUCGUCGUGCCAAUUUCUCCCCCUCGCCCCGUCGGGUUCCGCGUGCUCGACGCGUCUCGCGCGGACCGCUGCGGCGUGGCGACGCGGUGGACGGACUCGCUUUGUGAUAAUCGUGUGAUCGUCGUCACGGACUCGGACUUCUCCUUGAGCGCGCGGGAGGGAAGUCGCUUCGUCGCGGUUUGGGAAUCCCUGAGUCUUCCAGUGAGAGUGAGGGAGGACGCGGUCUUCCUCCUUGCGAAUUUCUCCCAGCGCCUGAGCGUGAGUCUGGAGGUGGAUUCGACAGCGACUCUUUCCUGCGUCUCCCGCGAUUGUUCUCCGUGCCUCGCCGCCUCGUCAUCCACAGAGUGUCUCCAGUCGCAGGACGCUGCGACUUCCUUCAACGCUUCCUCCUCCGACGUGACCUCCUCCGACGCUUCCUCCUCCACCACGACCUCCUUCAAUGUGACCUCCUCCGCCACGACCUCCUUCAACGCUUCCUCCUCCACCACGACCACCUUCAACGCGACCUCCACCACCGCGACCUCCUUCACCGCCUCCACCUCCGGCGUCGCCACCUUGAACAUCCGCCUCACCUCCCCCACCUGCUGCGAGCCCGACUGGACCCCAUUCCCAGGCGACGGCUGCAUCCUCCCCCUCGACGAGAAGCGGAGCUGGGCCGGGGCGAGCGACGCCUGCCUCGCCCUCGACGCCCGCCUCGUCGUCAUCGACGACCGGCUUCAGACGGAGGCCAUCGACGAUCUCCUGUCCGGAAGAGUCCUCAUCGCCCUCAUCGCCCUCAUCGCCCUCAUCGCCCUCAUCGCCCUCAUCGCCCUAGGGAAAUGGCAAGGUUUCAAAUCCGAUUUAGUUGCUCACACGGACUCAAAUCGGACUCAAAUCGGACUCGAAGCGCGAGGUCCCAUCAUCAUCGUGGACAUCCUCGCGAAGAGGCCUUCCCUUUCUUCGGGAUAUUUCUCCUUCUCUUCCCCGAUUCGCCUGCUCCCUCCUUCCCCAACGACCGAACGCAGCGGUGAAGCCACUCCCCUCGACGCGUGCAUCCUUUCUCCAACGACUCACUGCCUCUGUUGA
Darwinula stevensoni is the source of this 1344-nucleotide messenger RNA. Lineage: Eukaryota; Metazoa; Arthropoda; Ostracoda; Podocopida; Darwinulidae. The record is from the annotation of a GenBank genome assembly.